AUGGCAACAGGAAACAGCAGAGCAAAAUGUUCUAUUUGUAAUAAAGCAAAUGCAGCAUGUCUUUGCUCAGGAUGUUCAAAAGAAUUUUGUUUCCAACAUUUAACAGAACAUCGACAAAUUCUUCGUAACCAAUUAGAAGAUAUUAUCAAUAAUCAUGAUCAACUUCAACAAAAUAUUAUUCAACAAAAACAAAAUUCACGAAAUUCUUCUUCAAUUCUACGAAUAAAUCAUUGGGAAACAAGUUCAAUUCAUCAAAUUCAACAAACAGCACAACAAUGUCGAGAAACAGUGAUAAAAUUCACACAAAAGUUGAUCAACGAUACUGAAAAAAAGUUCAUUGAAUUAUCUCAAAAAUUAAAAGAAAUUUACGAAGAAAAUGAAUUUAAUGAAAUUGAUUUAAAUCAUUUUCAAUUAAAAUUAACACAAAUUAAACAAGAAUUUCUUCAACCAUCAAAUAUUUCUAUUCGACGAGAUUCACAAGAAUUUAUCAACAAAAUUUCAGUUAUUUCAUCAUCAGGUAUGUUUAUUCAAUUAUUUUAUUUCGAGAAAAAAAAUGAAGUAUUACUUCAAGUUUUUCGUAUUACAAAUUAG
This is a messenger RNA of Adineta steineri, 591 nucleotides long. The record is from the annotation of a GenBank genome assembly. Lineage: Eukaryota; Metazoa; Rotifera; Eurotatoria; Adinetida; Adinetidae.